AUGGAUGCACACACAAGAACUCCUCUUCUCAGAGAUCGCGAGAUGAUUUAUACUGUAGACGAAAGGGAUCGUGAAGACAGUAGUCGAGUUAGCACUGCGGACUCGCAAUUGACAGCUCUCGCAGAAGAGCUCGGCAUGAAAGCAGAUGCUUUGAGCGGUGCAAGUUCUGAAAGAGACAAAGAUGGUGUCUCAAGCAGAAGGAGAAAUGGACCCGCUGAAGCAGUGGUUACGAUCACUCGUGAACAACUUGAGGAACUGCAAACAGCGUUAGAAACAACAAGUGACUUGAUAAGACAGGUUGGAAUGAACUCUGUGGAAUUCGACGCGUUAAAUAGACGAAGAAGGUGAUCAGUUGUUUUUUGUGCAAUCCCGUGGGGUUUUACACGGUUUAUAUGCGGGCAAUCGGGUGAUAAUUUCAUCUCAAACUGUCUUUGUUUGUACAUGUACGUGCCAAAGGGGAAUUCUCGAAAAGUAAACAAUUACUUGGCGAUCGGAGGUAAAGUUCUCGACAGGCUUAAGUUAAGCUUAAAAAUCACAUGAAUUGCGUGCAUAUGAGCCAGAAACUGUUUAGCUUGAAUCUUGACUGAAAUUCCUCGUUGAUCAGAUACACCAUUGUUGUACUAGCUGUAGUCAUCAACAUUUGAGUACACGAUAUUUUACUUUACAAGAGCGCCAAAGGGUCACUAGACUGUCAUGAAUAAUAUAUUAGGGACCUACAGACUGGACUAUGAGUACGAGAUUCAAACCAGUUUCAUGUGCCCUAAAUGAAUACUUGUCAGAGCAAUUUUAUCUCUUAUGUUUGUUAAUAUUCUGGUUAGCCAGAGGACAGAGCAAAACUGUUUGGAAAGUGCUUUAAGGUUGGUUGGCUUCCGUUCUGACUACUUACUCCCCCACUUGAUAGAAAUCUCGCCUCUCAAGUUUUGAUUUUACCCACUCAAUUAACAAGGAAAAGUCUUUUUUUGGCUAUGGUCUCUCUCUCUCUCUUCCUAAUUAGCAUACAUGUACCUUUCAUCCUAAUGCCACUGGAUUCUGUUUAAAGGCAUUACAAGAUACCAAAAUGCAUCACCAGGAAUCUAUUACUCUUGACAGUCUUUUGGCAGGUGAGUAUACUGUUCAAAUCAAUAUCACACUCAUACAUGUAUGAUAACAUUGUGAUGGUGGUUGUUGGUUAUGAUCUCUUAGUGGUGCCAGACUUACCUUAAAUUAUGUGCACAACCUACAUCCCAUUGACUUAAUUGGAAUGGCUCUAUGGACUUAGUCUGGAAUGGCAUACAGUGUAAAUGGAGACCGAUUUAACACUGAUACUCUGGGGCACUGUUUUUGUAGUACAGUGUAUGUGACUAGUGCUAAAUACUAUUUCGUGUAGUUCUAUGAUGGCAGUCAUGGGCUGCUGCUUGCUAUCAACAUUACUGACCUCUUCCAGAAUACCUAGACAUUGCCUUACAGCAUGUUUAACAAGAAACAUAUACUUAUAAUUGUAACUAGAAUACAGUAAAAACCCACGUGUAAGAACCUACAUUUUUCCAAGUUUGGCAAAACAGGUUCUUAUAUUUGGGGGUAGUUAUUGGCAAUUUAGGCUAAAGUAGGUUCUUAGUUAGGUUCUUAAGUUUUCAUUAGAAACCAUUCCUGUACAAGCAGAAAAAAUAGGUUUGGUCCUUUAUGAUACAGCAGUUAUUUAUAACUGUCUUGUCAUGAGCCUUGUGCAAGACUAACAGUAUUUACUAGAAGUGAAGAAAUGCACCUGACUAAUGUUUCAAAUGGCUGAACUUCAAGGAACACAAGGUCCAAAGAAAACAAACAAUUACAGACUUCACUUCACAAAGUCACCAAAGUUAUACUUCUUAGUGAAAAAUUCUUAUGAAAAUAUCCCAUAACUCACAUAUAAGAACCUAAUAAAUUUUGCUUGGCUAAACAGGUUCUUAUAUUUUGGGGUAUAAAAAUGGGAAUUUCUGCCAGCAGGUUCUUAAACCGCUAUGUUCUUGUUCAUUUACAGGCUGUAGAAACAAGAGUUAUUUUCUUUCCUCUGCAGGUUCUAAACAUUGCAGCUGUCAGUGUUGUCGAGGCAUUUGAAAGUCGGUCAAGUAAAGACAAGCAAGAAGAGACAAGCAUCUUCCUAGCAGUAAGGACAUAAAAAGAUACACUUCUUUUAAACUGAGAGUGAGGUCAUUACAGGGAAAUCUCAGACCCAGGCCUUGACGUACAUGCAUUGACCAAGCGAUAGCAAGAGGUCAUUCAAGGUCGUGUUCACUGAACCAAAACGAACCUAGGGAUGCGAUGGAAACCGCAACACAUAGUUUCUUUGACAAUGAGAAAUUUUGGACUGGAGCCUGCAAGUAAAAACCAACUUAGUUAAACACAGAUUGUGUAUGCCUUGGACACCUCACUAGUAAUGCCCCAUUACAGAAACAAGCCCAUUGGAAAACAUUGCCUGUGAAAAGUGGGGUACCCAUUAGACUUUGCGAGUGUAAAUGAGGUUUCAAAGGUUACCUCCGUUUUCGGCCUCUUAUGAACUUUAUAGCGACUAACUGUUCUCACACUUUCAACAGACAAUGCAGAAACAAUAGGAGUAUGGUGCCAUUGUUUUAAGUGGUAGAAUGUCUUUGUCAUCGCUACAGAGAAGAAAACAUUUAUGCAACCAGAAGCAUUUUCUUUCGUGUGCACUAACAUUAAAUUCUGCGAAAUACAGUAGUCUUGUGCAAAUCAACUCGAUGGCAAAACUGGGGAUUUCUUGAUUGACACUCUUUCUUUGUCCUCUUUCACUCAUUUGCAUUUUCACAAUCAAUGUUUUUCAAUGAGCAUGACUUUCUGUAAUGUGGUCAUCAAGAAAAUGAUGCCCGUUUAGCAACCAAUCAGAGUGAGCAUACUAUAAUAAUAAGUAGCCAUAUAAUAAUAAACAAUUAUGGAGAGAUCAAAAAACAUUAUUACAAAUAAUAUUGUGGCAUCAGUUUCUAAACUGCAUUUAACUUUUUUAUUAAUUUUGUUUUGUUAUACAAUCUUGGUCCACAGAGCGUUAUUGUCAUUGUGGUGUUUCAGGCACUAAAUCUGAUUUUGGUUGCAUUUACAACAAGUAAGUGAAGAUGGCAUAGACUAAUAUCAAUUUCCUCCUCCUAACAAUAUCAUUACAAUCAUCAUCAAGAGAAAUAGGUUAUGAAAAUUAAGUGAUCACCAAGAUGAAAAUGUAUUGAUCUUUUUUCAAAUUCUUAACUAUUUCGUCAAGGAAUAUACGGAGAUCAGACUGAAUAAUAAUGUCUGUACAUACUGAGGCUGAAAAGGUUAAUGAGUUUGGAUGCUCUUGGUCAAACUCUGUACAAUAACAUGCUCAUUAGUAAUCAGUUGAUUUUUUCGAAAAAGUUCAACUGAAGAUUGUGAUGAAUUUAAGCGGAUAAACAUCUCUUCAAAAUACAAUGUACUAUGCCAGAUAUUAAAUUAUUUUUUAUUGAUUAUUAGAUUAUUAAUUAUAAUCAUAAAUUAUUAAAUCAUUGCUAACUAGUACAAAAAAACUGCUUCUGGUAGUAUGAUCUGCUAAAGCUGAAAGAAAACCAAAAGCAAAAGCACUUGUGUAUGCACAAUGAUCCACUUAACAGUUGAUCAAAAAUAGUGUUGGUUGAUGAUAAUUAUUCCACAGUUUGGCCAAUGAAGUUUCUGCUUUUUUUAUUGCAGUUAAACUGACAAAGCAAAUGAUGCAUCAAACCAUAACCAAGUCAUUCCUUGGGCAGUCAUUUCUUUCCACAACACUACUGUAUGCUGGUUUAUACACGCUGGUCUACAAAAUUGAUGUAAGUACUUUGAAAACCCAGUAUGGACUCGUUUAGAGGCCAGAUAAAGCCUGGGCUAAGCCGAGAUUAGUCUUCUUUAGGUAUUUCUGUUCCUAAUUUUCUGACUAGUAUCCCCUCUUCUGUUUAUCGGAGGUUGAGCUGAGCUCUUAUUCAGCCAAUGAUCCUCUCUUUGUGUUCCCAGUCAUUAUCAUUACUAUUUACCUCAUUAAUACGAUUAGGUGUAACUGGGUUGGCAAAUGUUUGGUGGUUUUGUUUGGUAGAACUUGUGUUCUUUGGUCUUGAAGUAGCUGUUUUUUCCUUUCCCUCUUAGAAAACUGCAUUUGAUAAUAUAUCAGGAGACAAUGCUGCCCUAAAAACACCACUAAUGUUUUUCAAAAUGGUUUUCUUCUCCAUUUCCACUGGGACACUCUGUGGUAAGUUUACUUGAGGUAGUACCAGGUAGGCUAAGAGAGGUUGUUUCUACUUGGCCUAUUACGGUUUGGGUAAACAAUGAAAAAAUCUACUUUAUUUAAGUGUGAAUGUAUUUUAGCACAGGAAGUACUACCAACUGCAGAGGGGUCCACCAUGUAGACAUCUGAACCAUCCAUGGGAUCAUUAUACAUUUUCUGGAAAACUGCCCACCUACCCCUCCCCAAAGCCAACAGCUUGCCCUAAGUGGGAAGUAAGUGAUAAUGUUGACUUAAGGGAGGGGUGGGUGGUCAGUUUAAGACGUGGAGUAUUGGCCCAGACCUGGGAAUAAAACUUACGACCUACCACUCUUUGGGCCAGCAUGCUACUGACUUAUCUAACCAUUCCACUUAUAAGGUGGUCAUGUCUGUUAUGUGAUGUAUUCUUUCCUGGACAUGUUUUCCCGAACAUAUGUAAUGAAAUUUAUCUCAUCUAAUUUUAACUUUUUCAGCUUUCAUAGCUGUUUCAGGUUAUGUUUACACUUCACACUUCACACUUACCAGACAACUUUUUGUGCUGACAUGAAAAGAUAUCCAGCACAGUGCAAAUGAUAACAGCACUGAACUGGAAACAAGUUGUUCACACACAUCAAACAUCUUACCAGAGCACUGUGUUUGUACAGAGUCUUGAAUUCUUGAAAAAGACUUGAAAUUUGCCCAGCUAUUUUCCAGACAUGGAAAAGGUAUGGAAAAUGGAGAAAAAGUCUGGAAUAAUGGUAAAAAGUCUUGAGUUUUUUUUUCCAAAGCUUAUACGACAAGACUUUAUUAGUGAAAUUUUUCGUGUUGGUCAAAUCUUAUUCAAUCUCACCCCUACUUUUGCAGCACAUCAUGAAAAAAAAAUUUUUCUGGCAUUUUUUAAGGUCUCUGUUGAUCAUGAACUAUUUGAUAACCUUGAAUCUGGAAAAAGGAGUUAUUGUUUUGGAAAAAAGUCUUGAAUUUUGGAUCUAAAAUCUGUAUUAACCCACCAAAUUGUAAUCCUCCUUUGUGAAUAUUUACUUCCAUCUUUAGUGGGUUUCAGUCCUUUCUCCUACUCAUUUAUGUUGGCUAAACGUAGUACAAAAAAAAACUGCAACAAGGAAUGGCAUAAGCAUAUCUGAAGUGUGUGAACAUAUGCCAUAUCUGAUAUGGUUUCAUGUCAGCCCAAGAGCUAUCCAGUACAGACUGAACAUGGGCUUUAUGUUAUGUUAGAGUUUCCUAAUCUGUAGUGCUCUUUACCUGUAUGUUUAACUCUUGCUUGGUAAAUAUCCUGUAACAGACUCUGGUGUGUUUUGUAUUUUUGGUUGUUGUAACCAAGAAGGUAAUUAAUUCUGACAUCUAUCUAACUGACCAUUUGCAGGACUCGCCUCUGUGGUUCCAGUUCUGUGGCCUGCACAGCUUAUUGCUUCAACACAGGUGUUGUGAUUGUUUAACUUUGUAUUAGAACACUUACUGGAGAGCUAAAGUGUGAGGGGAGGGGAGGGGAGGAAGGAAUAAAAUAUUUUGAUUCUUAUUGUCUUCUGCCCCCCUCCCCCACCACACUCACCUUGCAGGCUCUCUUGAUUUUUUAAUUUAAUUUUUAAUUCUUAUCUUUAAAGAUAAAGCUUUGUAAAGGCCAAAAGUAGCUCACUCGCCAAGACCUUGUAGCCACUCCCUUCUGCUAAGCUCAACGGGAGUUGCAUAGCGCGACACCCUUGGUUUUAGCAUCAGAAAAAUGCGAUGAAACAUUUGGCAAUCAGCAUGUAAAACUGGAGAAGUAAUAGUUUAUAAACUAUCUCUGGUUUAUCUUAGUUUAUUUAUUCGCUUGUAAGAUAACUUUAACUCUUGCGCUAUAUAUUUUUGAAAGCUUGAUUUCUACCGCCCAACCUCGUUCAGAAAAUGGGACCGCCCCUUCCAUUUUCUAAGGUAAAACCCUCAGGACAAGGUUGUCUGCCACCCUCUCGGGUCAGGGGCCCAUUUCUCGAAAGACUCGGAAACUUUUUGGGCCCGAAGGCAAUAGAAUCAAAACCUGUUGAAUAUUAGCACAGUUCCUAGCCCACAAACCACUCCAAGUUGUUUCGAUAACUGAUAGUUCCAUUGUGUUAUUUUCAAAAUUAUUGAAACUUUGAUCUUGAAUGCAAACACAGCAAACACAAAACAGCUUUCCGGGCCCGAAAAGUUACCGGGACUUUGGAGAAACAGGCCCCAGGUCUUGUUAGCUCAGGCUCCCUGCCCAAACAGUGGCUGGUAAUCAAGCCUGCCCCCCUCUUCCCUAAUUUUUUUCUUGUUGUCUUUUUCAGAUGUUAUUGAGUUACGUGUACUUUGCAUCUGUGCUGUAUAUGGCUGUUCAACCUCACAAGUCAGAUUUAAAAUGGAGAGUUAUCAGUAGAAGUUCAAACAGUACGCAGGGAAAUUACCGCAGCAUAAAUCCACAGAGAGUGGUCUGA
Porites evermanni is the source of this 6624-nucleotide messenger RNA. The record is from the annotation of a GenBank genome assembly. Lineage: Eukaryota; Metazoa; Cnidaria; Anthozoa; Scleractinia; Poritidae.